Molecule: messenger RNA, 1635 nt
Organism: Closterium sp. NIES-67
Lineage: Eukaryota; Viridiplantae; Streptophyta; Zygnematophyceae; Desmidiales; Closteriaceae
Source: the annotation of a GenBank genome assembly
AACCGCCGACUGUCUUCAAGCAUCCUUGUGCACUUGUACGGCUACUAGCUGCCUGCUGGGGUAUAGCUGAACCAAUCGUUACUCUUAACGUUCUCUCUAUAGGCUCGUCAGUGUUCGUAGGAUUUUAAUAUAGCAGCGGUUCCUCCACCGCAGAAUCUUUUUCAAGAAUCAAAGAAUGAGCGGCGUCUUCUCACCUCAGCCAGCUGGCCACAAUUCGCGGAUAUCCAUCGAGGUCGUAUCAGCGCGGGAACUCCACAACCCGCGGAAGCUCCCCUUCGGGCGCAUGAGCCCGUGCGCGCUCGUCUCCCUCCCCGCGAUUCCCUCGUGCUGGAAGGCCCUCCCGCCUGCCGUCACCGGCGGGCGAAACCCUUUUUGGGGCUGCGGCCCGCAAACCACGGCGGAGUUUCUUGUGGACAAUUCGGUGCUCGGGCUCGAGUCGUCUCUGCAGCAGCCCUGCGCCUCGUCCUUCCCCGCCGGGGCUUCCUUUCCCGCGUCUCCCGCUUCCUCUUCUUCCGCCGAUCUCACCUUUAGCGCAUCUGCUUUUCCUUCCCCCGCCUCUGCCGCCUCUUUCCCGCCCGCGGGGCUUUCUCCCCGCGCGCGCACGCAUGUACGCGUGGAGCUCUUCAGCUCCGCCGCCCUGCGCAAGUCGCUCGGUGCAGCGACUGUGGCGCUGGACGGCGCGCUCCUCAGACCGGGGGAGUGGCUGCGCGCGGAGCUGCCUGUGAUGCGCCUCCGGCGCAAGGGGGGAGGCGAGCGCGUGAAGCAGGGCGGAUGGGUGACGGUGCGGGUGCGAGUUGGGGGAAGCGGGGAUGCGGGGAGGGCGGAGGUCGAGAGGGCGGACGGGGGAGCAUCAUGGUGGCAGACGCCGCUUGCGCCCAUCCCGUCGUUUUACACCCGCACAGGGACGGGGGACGGUGCUGCUGACGUGGUUGGUGCUUGUAGAGUGGCUGCUGCAGGUGCAGCAGCAGCAGGAGCAGGAGCAGAAGCAGCAAGCAAGGUGCAAAACUGGCAGUCACAAAUGCCUUCGUCCUACAGCUCUCACACCGAUGCAGGGCGUCCAGCAGCAGCAGCAGCAGCACCAGCAGCACCAGUGCCGCCGCCACCUGUCACUGGCUACCCUGCACCACCUCCUUAUAGUCACAUCAGCCCAGCAGCCAGCAGCAUGCCACCGUACCCUCCCCAGUACCCCCCACCCAUACCUGGACCAUAUGCCCAGUCGGGUGGCAGCGCUCAACCGUAUGCAGCCUAUGCAAGGCCGACCCAUCCCUCUGGGCCGUGGUACCCCUCGUUACAAGCACCCCCAGUAACGGCUUAUAAGCACAGCAAGCAUGGGCAGAGGAGGUGGGCGCCUGGAGGGGCGGGGCUGGGAGCAGGCCUGGCGCUGGGGGCACUGGGAGGGCUGCUGGUGGGGGACGCCAUUGGAGAUGGGUUGGGGGAUGCUGGAGGGUUUGAUUUUGGAGGGUUGGGGGACUUUGGUGGCUUCUGAUAGAAUGUACAGUUAGGGUGUCUCUGUUAGGGUCUCUAUUCUUGUGUACCACUAGGGGAUGCACCCCGCGAGCACUUCUUGUCGUGUAACCAUUUUGUACAUCCAGUAGAUGUAGUACCAGCAUGAGUUGAUACAUUGAUGCACGUCAC